AUGGAGGCAACUUCGCCAAUCUCACCCAGCUCAGGCGCCGUUCUCGGAAGUUCACGGCCCCGUGCAAGAACAGCCAGCAACCCGAAGCCCUUCCCGCCGUCACAACCAUCAGCGUCGCCGGACCGUCCCAUGCAGACGAGGGUGCGGAAGAUGUCCGAGGCCAAGAGGACACCAGCUAGAAGUCAGACUAGUAGUGCGGGCGACGAAGUCAAAAGGCCCGAUAGCCCGGACUUGGACACCAUCCUGGCCAACACCCCGCGCCCACGCCGCAGAACCUCAGUCGCGAUCUCCUCGUCCUCAGUCAGGUCGCCUACGAAUUCUGCGGCCAGUCCGUUCGGAUGGAGGGCCUCUGGGCCGGACCAGGAUGUCACGGAGCAGCCGGAGUCGGACGACGACUUGCGGGGGCUGGAGGGCGAUGACGGGAGCGAGUCCGACUCGAGCAUAGACCUCCACACACCUCUUCCUCAUCUCAUGUUCCGCGAUGGCCUCCUGUCCCCUCGCUCCAAGCUGCUUCCGCAAGUACCUGGAUCUCCGUUCCCAUAUUCAAUUGAGGAGGACGAGGAGAGUAGUGCACUGGAUAGAUCGAAGAGUGUUCUGAGUGUCGUGUCAACUGCGGGGUCGGUCAUGACCAAAUCCGGGCUGCUCUUCAAGGAUCCUCGGGACACAGUGAGGCGCAGGCGUCGGCACCGCGAUGGACAGCUGUUGCGUGCAGGCAUGGGUCUUACUACGGGUCUUGGUUGGAGCGAUAGCGAAGACGAAGAUGCGCCAUCGACGCUGACCCGCCGCCUGAUCCACACUUCAAUCGCGCGCCGACCAUGCUCGUCGCUCUCUCGCCCAUCUUCUGAAUUUACCCAGGAUGCAACAUCUCCUGCUCCUGUACGUCCUCCUCGGCGCAAGUCAGGGCCGGCUCGGUCAGCUUCUGUCUCGGUCACAUCCUUGUCAUCUCUCGGACGCUCUAGCACUGCGGAGAGCAACUCAUCUACCGAGUCCCCCCCAGCGUCGCGUGCACGCGCCCAGACAAUUUCUGUCAGCGUGCCGUCUACUAGUACUACGAGUUCGGUGUCAAUGCCCUCUACGCCGAGCACAGUCAGCGCGGCUGUUCCUCGCCCACGGCUACCCAAGUCUACCGAGGUCAAGGCCGCGCUCUCCCGUACCCGCACCGAGUCGACAAGCACGUUCGGCGGGGUCAAAGCCAGGUCCGCGUCUGUCGCCGUUCCUACCGCCCCCGCGCUGCGUUUCCGCACGACGUCUACCACGUCUAGUGCAAGCACCGGGUCGGUGUACUCUUCCGGCUCUGUGUACUCCAGCUCGGGCUCGUCCACUCAGUCCGGGGGCAGCACGACGUCUACCGGUGUGCUACCCCGACCUCUGCGUCUUCCGCAAGCAACCACGCCCUCCCGUCUGUCCCGGCCGCCCUCCGAGUUCGGCCUCCAGCAGACGCUGGGGAAGGGCAAGCCCAGCGCGGCCCUCGCGCGUCCGCGCACCAUCUCGACGUCGCGCUCUACGGGCAGCAUGCCGCAGGGCACGGGACACAAGCCGACUCCGUCGUUGUCCAUUCAGAAACCACUGCCAUAUAGCCCUCGCUCGCCCGCUCGUACGCCUACAGAGUCCCCGCGUAGCCCAAGUCCUGGAUCACCUCUUCUGCGCUCGUCGUCGCCGCGUGCGCGCCCGCUGGUCGCAGGACCCAGGCCGUCGCCGCGCACGGGGACGGGCAUGAUGUAUCGGACAUCGUCGUACUCCAGCCUCCAGGCGACAGCGAUGCGCAUGCGCACCAUGUCGACCGUCACGUCCUCCAGUAGGGGCGUCAUCUUCUGA
Molecule: messenger RNA, 1815 nt
Organism: Rhodofomes roseus
Lineage: Eukaryota; Fungi; Basidiomycota; Agaricomycetes; Polyporales; Fomitopsidaceae
Exons: 3
Coding region: 1-1815 (604 amino acids)
Source: RefSeq, a predicted model, not a curated record